Helianthus annuus (common sunflower) is the source of this 2404-nucleotide messenger RNA. Its product is annotated as protease Do-like 2, chloroplastic. Bases 114 to 2003 code for a protein of 629 amino acids. Gene Ontology annotation, molecular function: serine-type endopeptidase activity; protein binding. Gene Ontology annotation, biological process: proteolysis. The record is from RefSeq and is a predicted model, not a curated record. NCBI's taxonomy places the organism in Eukaryota, Viridiplantae, Streptophyta, Magnoliopsida, Asterales, Asteraceae. The transcript has 20 exons.
ACUGAGAACAGAGCGGAUAAGGCAUCUCAAUUUAUAUCUCCCAAAAGUUAUGCAUACAGAGACACUGUCUCUAUCUGCACUCUUACCUCAACCACCUAGGGCUGCCGGAAAAAAUGGCGAUCGCCGUCGCAUCUUGCUGGAUUAAUGCGUUCGCCUCCGCCGGAGCUUCUCGCUCUUCACUCUCCUCUCAACGUCUCUUCUCCUCGCCGCCAAUUUCAGCUACUCGUUUAGUCAUUCCGAAAGCUACGAGUAAGCGUCAAAAUCCGAAGAGAAAUCAGAAGGAGAGUGCUCGUAAAUCAUCACCGGAGAAAGAAGCUAAUAUUCAAAAGCUUUCAAGAAGAUCAAGAGAUGAAAAGUAUUCAAAUGCUGAUGAUUACAGUGAUACAAAAAGUGCAGAACAACAACCUCAGUCAACCGCCUUCAAGUCGUUUGGUACACAGAGAAAAAACGCCAAAGGCUUUAUGGGUAACUUGAAGGACCAACAGGGCGAGACUACUAAAAUUCAAGAUGCUUCUUUUCUUAAUGCUGUUGUGAAGGUUUAUUGUACUCAUACUGCACCUGAUUAUUCCCUCCCUUGGCAAAAGCAAAGACAAUAUACAAGUACAGGAAGUGCUUUCAUGAUUGGUGAUGGAAAGCUUUUGACAAAUGCUCAUUGUGUUGAACAUAACACACAAGUUAAAGUCAAGAGAAGGGGAGAUGAUACCAAGUAUGUGGCUAAGGUUUUAGCUAAAGGCAUGGAAUGUGACAUAGCUUUGCUCUCAGUGGAAAAUGAGAAAUUCUGGAAAGGAGCCGAGCCACUUCAGUUCGGCCAUUUGCCUCGUCUUCAGGAUCCAGUUACUGUUGUAGGGUAUCCACUUGGAGGGGACACCAUUUCAGUGACCAAAGGAGUUGUAUCUCGAAUAGAGGUCACCUCCUAUGCUCAUGGAUCAGCUGAACUGUUGGGCAUUCAGAUUGAUGCAGCAAUUAAUCCUGGUAAUAGUGGUGGCCCUGCUUUCAAUGAUCAGGGAGAAUGCAUCGGUGUCGCAUUUCAGGUGUACAGGUCAGAUGAUACUGAAAACAUUGGGUAUGUAAUUCCAACAACUGUCGUGUCUCAUUUCCUAGAUGAUUAUGAGAGAAACGAGAAGUACACAGGUUUCCCUUCCCUUGGAAUAUUAUUGCAAAAGUUAGAGAAUCCAGCUUUACGUGCCUGCUUAAAAGUGCCAUCUAACGAGGGUGUACUUGUCCGUCGUGUGGAGCCCACUUCUGGUGCCAGUAAUGUCUUGAAGGAGGGGGAUGUAAUUGUAAGCUUCGAUGGUGUAGAAGUCGGAUCAGAAGGGACAGUCCCAUUUCGAUCAACCGAACGCAUUGCAUUCCGCUACCUCAUUAGUCAAAAAUUUACAGGGGAUAUAGCAGAAGUUGGUAUCAUCAGAUCAGGGGCUUUCAUGAAAGUUCACACUGCUAUGAAUCCACGUGUUCAUUUGGUACCGUAUCAUAUUGAAGGGGGUCAGCCAUCAUACUUGAUAGUAGCUGGCUUAGUUUUUACCCCUCUGUCAGAACCACUAAUAGAUGAGGAAUGUGAAGACAGCAUAGGGUUAAAAUUAUUGACAAAGGCACGGUAUUCCAUGGCGAGGUUCAAAGGAGAACAAAUUGUGAUUUUAUCACAGGUAUUGGCAAAUGAAGUUAACAUCGGGUAUGAGGAUAUGAGCAAUGAGCAGGUUCUGAAGUUCAAUGGAACUCGAAUAAAGAACAUUCAUCAUCUUGCUCAUCUUGUUGAUUCCUGCACAGACAAAUACUUGGUUUUCGAAUUUGAGGACAAUUAUCUUGCUGUGUUAGAUCGAGAGGCUUCAUCGGCCGCCUCACCCUGCAUUCUUAAAGAUUACGGCAUCCCGUCAGAGAGGUCUUCUGAUCUUCUAGAACCAUACGUGGACCCCGUUGGUGAAAACCAAGUAAUCGAACAUCACGAUCUUGGUGACAGUCCUGUCACAAAUUCAGAUUUCGGGUCUGAUGGACUUCAAUGGGCUUGAUUUCUCUUCCUGACCCAAAUGUAAGUCUCGAUCCACACAAGUCAUCUGCAGCCAUAUUUUUUAGGCUCGAGUGCCGCUGCAAAUCGAUGAAAUUUCAUCACUUUCGUAAACGGGCUGUUGGAGAAAUGAAGACGUUGCAGCUUUGGCAUGAAAGCGUCACUGCAGCGUGUGACACCGGUAAGCUAGCGAAUUGUUGUAUUUGUAUACUUAGUUAUUUAUGAUUUUUGAUUUUUUUAACCAUUUAUAGGAGAACACCCAUAAUUCAUUUAGCUCAAUUAGCUUAUAAUCCCCAUUCUCGCAUGGGUUUAUGGUUGGAAAACUGAAAUUCCAACCCUCUUUUUGUGCCAUUUUUGGAUUUCAUUUUGGAAGUUAUUUUGUGAUAUGAAAUAAUUUUAAUCAAA